Messenger RNA from Chiroxiphia lanceolata (lance-tailed manakin), 966 nucleotides. RefSeq names its product homeobox A13 (gene HOXA13). Gene Ontology annotation, biological process: regulation of transcription by RNA polymerase II. The transcript is spliced from 2 exons. The record is from RefSeq and is a predicted model, not a curated record. NCBI's taxonomy places the organism in Eukaryota, Metazoa, Chordata, Aves, Passeriformes, Pipridae. Gene Ontology annotation, molecular function: DNA-binding transcription factor activity, RNA polymerase II-specific; RNA polymerase II cis-regulatory region sequence-specific DNA binding. The coding region runs from base 1 to 918 and encodes 305 amino acids.
AUGACAGCCUCCGUGCUCCUCCACCCCCGCUGGAUCGAGCCCGUCAUGUUCCUCUACGACAACAGCCUGGAUGAGAUCAAUAAGAACAUGGACGGAUUUCACGCCGGCAGCAACUUCGCGGCGGCGGCGGCGGCCAACCCCUGCCGCAACCUGAUGGCUCACCCCGCGCCCCUGGCCGCCCCCAGCGCCGCCGCCUACACCUCCAGCGAGGCCCCCGCAGCCGGCAUGGCCGAGCCCGCUGUCAAGCAGUGCAGCCCCUGCUCGGCCGCCGUGCAGAGCUCCUCCGGGGCCGCGCUGCCCUACGGCUACUUCGGCAGCGGCUACUACCCCUGUCGCAUGACCCAUCACAACGCCAUCAAGUCCUGCGCCCAGCCCGCCUCCACCUUCGCCGACAAGUACAUGGACACCUCGGUCUCCGGCGAGGAGUUCACGUCGCGGGCCAAGGAGUUCGCCUUCUACCAGGGUUACGCCGCCGGGCCCUAUCAGCCGGUGCCCGGUUAUCUGGAUAUGCCCGUGGUGCCGGCCAUCGGCGGCCCCGGGGAGCCGCGCCACGACCCCCUGCUCCCCAUGGACAGCUACCAGCCUUGGGCCAUCACCAACGGGUGGAACGGCCAAGUGUACUGUCCCAAGGAACAGAGCCAGCCGCCUCACCUCUGGAAAUCCACCCUCCCGGACGUCGUUUCUCAUCCCUCGGAUGCGAACUCGUACAGACGUGGAAGAAAGAAACGAGUGCCUUACACAAAGGUCCAGUUAAAAGAACUCGAAAGGGAAUAUGCUACAAAUAAAUUCAUUACCAAAGACAAACGGAGGAGGAUUUCGGCGACUACAAAUCUAUCAGAGAGACAGGUCACAAUCUGGUUCCAAAACAGGAGGGUCAAAGAGAAAAAAGUAAUCAACAAAUUGAAGACUACCAGUUAACGGAUUAAAAAUGGAGAAGCAGUAAUUCAAGAGUUUCAGAACUUUUUU